CUUCCAUGCUAAACACACAGCAGGAACGGUCGGCUUUUGAAUAGAGGACACAGAAAGGGAGAGAGAGAGAGAGCAGAGCAGAGAGGGUUCCACCAUCACCGUCAUCCUUCACCGGAGAUCAGGGAAGAUGCCUCCGAGAGGCAGAGGACGCUCCAGACAGGGGAAUACCCGGAUGGACGCGGCGCUCGACGCCAUGGGAGCGAUGGGUUUCGAAGAGGGCGUGGUCAAGGCUGCUGUAAAAGAGCUCCUCAAGCUUUACACUGGGAAAGGGUGGAGAUUUAUCGAGGAUGAUUCCUACAGGGUGCUCAUUGACAAACUCCUCGAAGAACCGGAGCAACCUGAACUGCUGCAGGUACCCGAGCCCACGGGUCCAGCUGAUUAUCAGAACAGCCAAGAGGGGGUCCAUGGAGAGGACGGUCCUCUUCGCCAGGCAUAUAGGCCCUGCUAUGGGUGGAUCAAUGAAGACGAGGAAGAGGAGGCUGAGCCUCAGAUAGUCGAGCUAAAACCCAUGUCGCUCGAAAAGUUUAGGAAGCAUUGUUAUCAUCUAAUGGAAUCGCCUCAACUUCAGAAGAAGCGCAAAUCAAGGUGGGAUGUAGGGCCCUCUUGAGUAUCUCUCUGACCAUAUUCCUCUCUCUAUAUCCAUAGAUUGGCAAGAUAUAUUCCAAGGGCUAAGGAGCAUUGGUGUGUUCGUCCAUCAAUGGCGGGGGAACUGAGUCUAGACUCGCCUGGACUUGAGGAGACCUCCAUUGGAGUUUUAAUGGACUUAGAAGUUUCCAUGCUUUCUUUAUCUUUCGAGUAGUGUUUCUGCUCCGUUACUUGUGUUUGUGAUCGUCCGUGUUCUGUGUUCCGGUCGUCCUCCUCCAGAUCUGUGUACUGCUCCGUGGUUGGGGCACUUUGCACUGAAGAAACAACCAUAGUGUCUUCUUUAUGCGAUAUUAAAUGUGUGUUUUUGUGAUGUAUAUACAUCCUCAUUUUUCUUGGUGUUUUCUCGAUUCCAACUGAUGGGAUCGUGACAUUAACCAUAUUUUGAAAUCA
Molecule: messenger RNA, 1035 nt
Organism: Punica granatum (pomegranate)
Lineage: Eukaryota; Viridiplantae; Streptophyta; Magnoliopsida; Myrtales; Lythraceae
Source: RefSeq, a predicted model, not a curated record